GCCAAGACAUGGAAAAGAAAGCAUCUAAUACCUACCUUCAUAUUCCUUCCUUCAUCAAAAUUUGCUCCUAAAAAAUAAUACAAAUAAAAAUAUUUUAGCUUUUCUCCACUCGUCACUCUCUCUUCUGGCGGUGUCAUCCCCAUCUGGCCAUCCAUCGUGCUUUCUAUAUAUUGACCGAACCCUAAUCAAAAUCCAACGGAUUUUAUUUCCUUGCCCCGUUUACUGGUUUUGAUCUCGAUUCAUAAGCAUUCCAGCUCGCAAUCAUGGAUGAAGAGUACGACGUGAUCGUGCUGGGCACUGGUCUCAAAGAAUGCAUUCUCAGUGGCCUUCUCUCCGUCGACGGCCUCAAGGUUCUGCAUAUGGAUAGGAACGACUAUUAUGGAGGCGAAUCUGCAUCCCUUAACCUUAUUCAGCUCUGGAAGAGGUUCAGGGGAGCUGAUACACCUCCAGCAAGCCUUGGCUCAAGUAGGGAUUAUAAUGUGGACAUGAUCCCCAAGUUUAUGAUGGCCAAUGGUGUUCUUGUACGAGUACUCAUUCACACUGAUGUCACAAAGUAUCUCUCCUUCAAAGCUGUUGAUGGUGGUUUUGUCUAUAACAAACAAAAGGUUCACAAGGUGCCAGCAACUGACAUGGAGGCAUUGAAGUCUCCCUUGAUGGGUAUCUUUGAAAAGCGUCGAGCUCGCAAGUUUUUCAUUUAUGUCCAAGAUUAUAAUGAAUCUGAUCCCAAAACACACGAGGGACUGGACUUGACCAGAGUGACCACCAAAGAAUUGAUUGCGAAAUAUGGUCUUGAUGAUAAUACCAUAGACUUCAUUGGUCAUGCCUUGGCGCUGCAUAGGGACGAUCGAUAUCUUAAUGAACCUGCUAUAGAUACAGUGAAGAGAAUGAAGCUGUAUGCCGAGUCUCUUGCUCGUUUUCAAGGUGGAUCACCUUAUAUUUACCCCCUAUAUGGAUUAGGAGAGCUGCCACAGGCAUUUGCUCGUCUGAGUGCAGUCUAUGGUGGCACAUAUAUGUUGAACAAACCUGAAUGCAAGGUAGAGUUCGACGAUGGAGGCAAGGUUAUUGGCGUAACCUCAGAAGGAGAAACUGCUAAGUGCAAGAAAGUGGUUUGUGAUCCGUCCUACUUGCCAGGAAAGGUUAGGAAGGUCGGUAAAGUUGCUAGGGCGAUUGCCAUCAUGAGCCACCCAAUUCCCAACACCAUUGACUCUCACUCAGUUCAGGUUAUUCUUCCACAGAAGCAGCUGGGUCGCAAAUCAGACAUGUACCUUUUCUGCUGCUCUUAUUCCCACAAUGUUGCUCCAAAGGGGAAAUUCAUCGCUUUCGUAUCGACCGAGGCGGAGACAGAUAACCCUCAGGUGGAGUUGAAGCCAGGGAUUGACCUUCUUGGUCCAGUUGAUGAAAUAUUCUUCGAGAACUAUGAUAGAUAUGAACCAGUAAACGAGCCAUCUCUGGACAAUUGCUUUAUAUCUGCUAGUUAUGAUGCGACAACACACUUUGAGUCGACUGUCACUGAUGUCCUUAACAUGUACACAAUGAUAACUGGAAAGAAUCUCGACCUGAGCGUGGAUUUGAGUGCUGCCAGUGCUGCAGAAGAGUGACGAAGCUGCUCUGCCUCACUUUCCUGCAUCACUCAGCCUUAAUGUUCCCCAGUUCUGGAGUCUGUUUAAACUUUGUGUAAGAUCGCUAUCAUAGCGAGACUGGUCUUCUGUUUUCAGUUAACAUCAGGAACUGAACUAUAUGUUACAAAUGCCAUGUCUAGAAAACUAUGUUUGUUCUUCCUCAGUUGUCUGCAAAGUCUUGAAAAGGUCACAGUUGUGGGCUGGUUUGUGCUUUCCCGGGAAAUUUUCAGUUUUCCUGAUAUCUGGUUUCAGUUUGAAAAGGUCAUGUUGCAGUUGCAGCUACUACUACUGAAAAUGUCCAUUUCAGGUUGUGCUUCAAUGUUCUGAUAGUCGGUUCCUUGUCAUUUAUUUUAUGUUAGAUUGAAGGCUCAGUUUUCUUCAGCUGUUAAGUACCUAUAUGGCUAUAUCCAUUAGUUGCCUG
Molecule: messenger RNA, 2040 nt
Organism: Linum tenue
Lineage: Eukaryota; Viridiplantae; Streptophyta; Magnoliopsida; Malpighiales; Linaceae
Source: the annotation of a GenBank genome assembly